Euleptes europaea (tarantolino) is the source of this 937-nucleotide messenger RNA. It is a transcript of the gene CPPED1, whose product is annotated as calcineurin like phosphoesterase domain containing 1. Bases 1 to 930 code for a protein of 309 amino acids. NCBI's taxonomy places the organism in Eukaryota, Metazoa, Chordata, Lepidosauria, Squamata, Sphaerodactylidae. The record is from RefSeq and is a predicted model, not a curated record. The transcript has 4 exons. Gene Ontology annotation, molecular function: hydrolase activity.
AUGGCCGAGGAGGUGUUCCAGAAGGCCCGAGGCAGGACCCUGAGCGUUUUCCGCGAAGAUGUGGAGAAGGAGUGGAAGGCCCCGUUCUACUUCAUUCAAGGGGCGGACCCUCAGUUUGGGCUGAUGAAAGCCUACGCGAUUGGAGACUGCGGCAGCGGAGGCGACGAAUGGGACCAAGAGCUUAAGCUCACGGAGCGAGCGGUGCAAGCCGUCAACCAGCUGAGCCCAAAGCCCAAGUUCUUUGUGAUUUGUGGAGACCUCGUGCACGGCAUGCCAGGGACCCCUUGGCGAGAGGCGCAGACCCGCGACCUGAAAAACGUUCUGAAGGGCCUCAGCCACGACGUCCCUGCGGUGUUUGUCAGCGGCAACCACGACCUUGGGAACGCGCCUACUCCAGAAACGAUUGAUGAUUAUUGCCAGCAGUGGGGAGACGAUUACUUUGCCUUCUGGGUGGGGGGAGUUUUCUUCCUCGUCCUCAAUUCCCAGCUCUACUUCGAUCACUCAAAAUGCCAGGAACAGAAGCGGGCUCAGGAUGCGUGGCUGGACGAGCAGCUCGCCCGCGCCGAAGGGAGAGCGUGCAGACACGCCGUGGUGUUUCAGCACAUCCCCUUGUUCCUCCAGUCGCCCGAUGAAGACCACGACUACUUCAACCUGGAGAAGUCGGUCCGACAAGAACUGCUGGACAGAUUUCUCAAAGCAGGCAUCAAGGCCGUGUUUUCCGGGCAUUACCAUCGAAACGCUGGAGGGUCCUACAAAGAUCUCGAGAUGGUUGUUUCGUCUGCCAUCGGAUGCCAGCUGGGAGAAGACACCCACGGCCUCAGAGUGGUGGUCGUCACUGCUGAAAAGAUUGUUCACAGAUACUACAGUUUAGAUAAACUGAGCAGUCAAGGGAUAGAGAAAGAUCUGAUGGAUCUGAUUAAGCAAAAUUAGCCCUUUC